AUGACUGUUUCUGAAACAGUCACAGCCGACACGAAGAGCAAAAUAGAUGCAGCUGUGCAAUACACGCGCCAAGCGGAGCGGCUAGCGCAUCUGACGCCAGGGCAAGAGGAUGAUCGAACAGGCGCAACGACUGCGAAGGAAGCUAUCUUUGUGACACCGUACGAUCCUGUCAUUGCAACUGCAAAUGGCGGCCGUCUCCCAGCCGUGCCACUUUUAGAGGCCGAGAAACUCAAUGCGCUAAAAGACGAGCUUGAAGGUGACUCGAUUCCGUCCAAAGACUCCUUGGAAAGUUCAACGGGCCAUCACGGUGCAGAGGAGGACGAGAAAACCAAGAUGGACGGGACUGGAGAGCUUUCCUCAAAACAAUCCACAGAACCGGGCGCGCCUCUUCGAGAGGCCGUGCCGCCGUCACGCACAAAUCCGUUGUUCCCCCCGCUCCCAUUAUACGGGCCGCCGACGCUAUUGCGGAACCUGCAAUGUUUCAGUUUCCGGGUGUCAUCCUUUUUCCUUUCUUUGUCUUUUCUUGGCGUCAUCGUUUUGGGAGCGGCCUUUACCAGCUUACCGCUCAUAUUUCGUAAUACCUGGUUUCGACUUACAUUCAGAAAUCCCGACGCGCUUCGCCCGUUUCAUAAGGAGGAGUGUCGCCGAAAAAAGGCUCGAAGAGAAGCAGAAAAGGACUGGAAGCGUCGUCAACGUCGACGCAACAGCCAAACAAAGAUGGAUGACAACGAAGUCGAUGCGGCCCAAAAGGCCGCGUUCGAGCCCACGGAAGGAGGCAAAGACAAGUUGAUUUGCGACGUUGGCUAUUAUGCCCGCCGCGUCGGUCUCAACGUGGAAGAGUUUCAAGUGCAAACCGAAGAUGGAUUCAUUCUGCAAUUGUGGCACGUCUACGACCCAAAAGAAUACCAACCCGUCCCGGAUAGUGACCGCCAGGAACACGGCCCAGAAGUUUUUCCCGAGGGCCAGGCUACCCAAGGCCAAAAGAAGGGAGCUUCUGGCCGGCAAUUUAGAGACGGCCAGAGAAAGUAUCCUGUCCUACUCGUACACGGACUUUUGCAGAGCUCAGGGGCCUAUUGUUGCAACGAUGACGAGAGUCUCGCGUUUUAUCUAUGUAAGAGUGGAUAUGAUGUGUGGUUAGGCAACAAUCGCUGUGGUUUCCGGCCUCAGCACCAGAUGCUCACCUACAGUGAUCCUCGUAUGUGGGCCUGGAAUAUCAGGCAGAUGGGAGUGAUGGACUUACCAGCACUCAUUUCAAGAGUGUUGAGCGAGACAGGAUUUGAGAAGCUUGGUCUCAUAUGCCACUCGCAAGGGACGACGGAGACGUUCGUUGCCCUGGCCAAAGAACAGCGGCCAGAUUUGGGGUCCAAGAUCAGUGUAUUCUGCGCCCUCGCGCCCGCAGCAUAUGCCGGUCCACUUAUCGGCAAAAUGUAUUUCAAAUUUAUGCGUAUCAUCUCACCUGGUCUCUUCCGGCUGAUCUUUGGCAUUCAUGCGUUCAUUCCUUUCAUGAUGAAGAUGCACUCCCUUCUUCCUGGUCGACUUUACGGCGCACUAGGCUACCGUGUCUUCUCUUUCCUUUUCAACUGGACAGAUGACCGAUGGGAGCGAGAUCUUCGCGAUCGCAUGUUUCAAUUCGCUCCCGUAUAUGUCAGCGCGGAGAGCAUGAGAUGGUGGCUAGGUCGGGAGUGCUUCGCCAAGCAGAAAUGCAUCCUCGCUACGCGUGAGGUGGGUCAAAUGGAGGAGAAUGAGGAUGAGGAGGAGGCGAUGGCCACGGAGACGCCCGAAGAAAACCAGUCCUCAGGGGCCGGCCCCUCGGCUGGAGCUCCCCAAAAGGACAAAGGGCGUACGGCUUGGUACGACGAGCAGGUGCCUCCUUUCGCCAUGUGGAUCGCCGGGUCUGACGACCUAGUUGACGGUCGGAGACUGUUACGACGAUUCGAACGGGGUCGAGAACCGUAUGUUCAGUUGGUUCAUGCUAAGAUUAUCGAGGAGUACGAGCAUCUUGAUGUUAUAUGGGCUAUGGAUUCGAUAGAGCAAGUAGGGAACGAGGUUCGCGAAGUUAUAUGGAAAACUGCGCCAGAGGCCGCACGCCAAGUUUGUCGUGUCCCUCAGGGAUGUGAUGAAGUGGAGCCGUGGGAGCCCAGCACUGAGCCGCCAAGAGUGAGAUCUUCUCAAGCCAUUGUUUCGAAGGUUUGA
Messenger RNA from Xylona heveae TC161, 2193 nucleotides. RefSeq names its product alpha/beta-hydrolase. The transcript has 2 exons. The record is from RefSeq and is a predicted model, not a curated record. NCBI's taxonomy places the organism in Eukaryota, Fungi, Ascomycota, Xylonomycetes, Xylonales, Xylonaceae. Gene Ontology annotation, biological process: lipid metabolic process. Bases 1 to 2193 code for a protein of 730 amino acids.